AUGGUGCUGAUAGGGAUAACUAAACGUGGACCGGGGUUUAUACCUGCCAAACCGUCACCUUUAUCUAAUCGGAAUUAUAAGAUGAGCGAAGACUAUGGUAAAGAUGAUGCAGGGAGGAAGCAGCCAACGGUUAAUAGGCAACCAGGGAUACGACAUAAACAAGGAGAAAGGAGAGAAACAGGUAAAAAUAUAGGGGAAUUUGAAGGCAAAUGUAAAAACGACAUUGAUCACGGUAAUGACUUUGAUGGAGAGCAAGAUAAAGGGCCAGGAGAGUUUUUAGAUAUACUCCAGACAUUUCCGUUAUUCAAGCAAGCACCGGAGUCAUUUGUGAUGAAAAUAGUUUCGCAGCUCAGAUUUAAGGUUUACAGGCCAAAGGAGUAUGUUAUUAGAAAGGGAGAACCGUCGGAGUCCAUGUAUUGGAUUAUGAGUGGGACAGUUGGCAUCAGUGAUGGCGAGUCGAUACAAGCGGAGCUUGGACGGGGGAGCUUUUUUGGUGAAGUAGGUGUUAUAUUCAAUAGACCGAGGACAGCUACGGUGGUGGCGAGAAGUAAAGUUGUGGUGGGAGUAUUGGAAAGCGAGGCGCUCAAUUUUGUAUUACAAUAUUAUCCUUCAAUUGAGAGAAAGAUCAGGGAUGAGGCGCAGGGAAGAUUAGCACUGCAAGAUAAGAAAUGUAAGUCUGGAACGUUAAGAUGUAAUCAGAAUAAUAGUUAUGCCGGAGGGUAUGGAGACGAGUUACAACCUGAUUCCGUUUUGUCGCCUAGGUUUCUCAAGGAUUUUUCGCUUUUUCAACAAAUGCCUACUUAUAUUAUUGAGGAAUUACUAUCGUAUACCGAGCUUGUGAAGAUCCCGCUGUUUGAUUAUGUUUUUAGCAAAGGUGACAAGGAUCUCGAUGUUUAUUUCAUCGUAAGCGGUAGGGUAGAAAUAAUUAAUAAAGGCUUGGAUUCUAAAUCUGGCCGCAGAUUGGCAGUGCUAGAAUCAGGCCGUUCAUUUGGCAUUCUAUCAUUUUUAUCACAUUUGAAAGGAAAUAACGACUGUAGGAGAACUGCGAGUGCCAUAUCAAUAUCGCCUGUAAGAUUGCUUAAGAUUCAAAGUUGCAAGUUAAAGGUAUUGUGUAAGCAAUUUUCAUUUAUUAUAGAUGAAUUAGAGCAUGAAAGCUUAGAUAGAACAUUUCUAGUUCCUGACAAGAGAGCUGACGCAACUCCUAAUAGUCCACCGACCACCAGACUUUCUAUUGACUUUCUCAUGAACGGAAACGAAGAUAAUUUUUCAAAAGUUAGCAACCAUUCUCAAAAAGACUUGAAAAUAGAGCAGCUGCUAUCAUAUCCAACAUAUAGUUCAAGAUACCAAAAUGUUUCUCCGAUUUCACCGAUUUCCCCCGUGGAAAAUAUUGAUUCAUCAACUACGCAAUCGCCGAACAUAAACACAACAGAACAAAUUAAUACGAAAAAGAGAAAAUUGUCGAUUGAAAAAUAUCCACUCGAUUUCUUUAGCGGAAGAGCUUCGACAGAGCCGACAAAAAAUGAAUUUGUAGAUCAUGAUGAUGUGAAAUUAAGUGAGAUCCCCAAUGAUAAGAAACUGAAACUAAACAAAAACGAAGAGUCCUUACUAAAUACUGAUGAGACGGCGAUAAAAAUUUUUCUGAAGGUGUUCGAAUAUUUGACAAUUCCGGAAUUAAUGAAAUUAAGAAGAGUCUGCAAACAAUGGAAUGAUAUAUUAUCCACAGCGCCAGGAUUAUGCAACAAGUUAGACUUGACGCCUUGGAAUACAUCGAUUGAUGAUAAAUCGUUAAUUUCAAUAACAGACUUUGUUGGUGCAAGGCCACAGUAUAUAGAUAUAUCUAAUUGCUUUCAUGUAACUGAUGAGGGUUUUACUUAUAUGAUUAAUGAAAUUGGAAUUUCGGGAAAAAUAAAAGAUUUGAAAAUGGAAUCCAAUUGGGAAAUCAGUGGAAUGGCUAUAAUGGAUCUAAGUCUGUCGAUUGUUGGUAGACAUUUGGAAAGAAUUGAUUUGGCUAAUUGUCGGAAGGUUCGUGAUGAUGUAUUAGAAAGACUUACAGGUUGGAAUCCAGGAGACAUAAACCAAACAAACAAUGAACUGAAAGAGGAUGAUAAAAGGUCAAAUGUGGGGUGCAAAAACUUGAAGAUAAUUGACGUUGGAUAUUGUAAACAUUUGACGGAUAAUAUAAUGUAUCAUAUAUCCCAAAAUGCUAAUACGAGAUUAGAAAGCUUGAAUUUAACAAGAUGUACUACAAUUACUGAUCACGGAUUUGAGCAUUGGAAUAAAAGAAGUUUUCCAAGUUUGAAGAAAUUAUCGUUGAAAGAUUGUACAUUUUUAACUGAUAAAUCGAUAAUCUCAAUUGCAAAUUCAGCAAGUAAUUUAGAAAUUUUAGAUUUAAAAUUUUGCUGUGCGUUAUCAGAUGUUUCAAUUGAUAUGUUGUGCUUAGGUUGCCCGAAAUUAAAGCAUUUAGAUCUAUCAUUCUGUGGAAGUGCCGUUAGUGAUUUCUCACUCGUUGCUAUUUCAUUGCAUUUACGGUUCUUAGAAAAAUUAAUUUUAAAAGGCUGUAUUAGAGUUACUAGAGCUGGUAUAGACUCAUUAUUAAGUGGUUGCUCUCCAUUGAAUUAUCUCAACAUUAGUCAAUGUAAAAAUGCUCAUCUCUACCCAGGUGGAAUAGCAGCCCAGAAGUUGAAGAUUCAUAGCCAAACAAAAACUGCUUUUGUCACUGCUGGAUCUUAUCGAAAUAUUAUUGAAAUUGCGGUUUAA
Debaryomyces tyrocola is the source of this 2757-nucleotide messenger RNA. The record is from the annotation of a GenBank genome assembly. NCBI's taxonomy places the organism in Eukaryota, Fungi, Ascomycota, Pichiomycetes, Serinales, Debaryomycetaceae.